AUGGUACCCCCCUUUGCAGCCCAGCAGCCAGAUCCCACCCCAGGAGACCCCGAGGGAGCCCUGGACCUGGGGCUGGCUGAGGACCACUUCUCCCGCCCCGUGGGGCUGAUCCUGGCGUCGGAUGUGCCGCAGCUGCGCAGAGCCAUCGAGGAGUGUAAGCGGGUGAUCCUGGCACUGCCCGAGCACUCGGAGCGGCAGAAGGAUGCUGUGGUCCGGCUCAUCCACCUCCGCCUCAAGCUACAGGAGUUGAAGGACCCUGCUGAGGAUGAGCCCAACAUCCGUGUGGUCCUGGAGCAUCGCUUCUACAAGGAGAAGAGCAAGAGUGUCAAGCAGAUGUGUGACAAGUGCAGCACCAUCAUCUGGGGGCUCAUCCAGACCUGGUACACCUGCACAGGCUGCUACUACCGGUGCCACAGCAAGUGCCUGCCCCUGGUGAGCAAGCCCUGUGUGCGGGCCCAGGUGAGCCACCGUGCCGAGUACCAGCUCAGCAUCUGCCCUGAGAGUGGGCUGGACAGCCAGGACUACCGUUGCGCCGAGUGCCGGACCCCCAUCUCCCUCC
Acanthisitta chloris (rifleman) is the source of this 559-nucleotide messenger RNA. It is a transcript of the gene DEF8, whose product is annotated as differentially expressed in FDCP 8 homolog (mouse). NCBI's taxonomy places the organism in Eukaryota, Metazoa, Chordata, Aves, Passeriformes, Acanthisittidae. The transcript is spliced from 4 exons. The record is from RefSeq and is a predicted model, not a curated record. The annotation marks the transcript as partial.